CAACAAUUGUCGACAACAACAACAACAGCAGCAUCAACAUAAAUUCAUAGUUUUUCCUGUGCAAAAUAUACACAAGAGCUCUUAUUAUAUAAAUCAAAGUGUCUUUAAAAAUCCAAUGCAAAUGUUUUAAAGUGUGUUGUGUGCUUUGGGAUUUGGGAUUACCUUGACUUGGCUUUCUUUUGGCCACGCCACGCCACCUUGUUGUUGCUUAUGUGUAGCCAUGUGCCUGCUGCCAUAAACAAAGCGACGCUUCCUAAUUGAAAACUGUCAGCUUAAUGGACGCGUAGCAAAACGGCCACUAUCUGUCUGCUUGAGUGUGUGUGUGUGUGCGAGUGAGUGAGAGACAGAGAGAGAGAGAGGGACAGUUAGCUGCCGUGCAGUUAAUUUUUUGUUGUUGUUUUUUUGGACAAAACCACAGCGUGAUAUCAGAAGUGCGGUAACCAAAACAAAACUUAGCCAAACCAAAUCAGUGGCCAGCAUGUGCAGCGCAACAAAAAUGUUUUACAGUUAUAGAAUUUUAUGGCUUUCCGGCGUUUUACUAGCUCAACUGCUGUUGGUAACGAUAAAGGCGCAGGAGCCGGCCAGUCCAGUAUUUCAAAAUCACAAAACAAAGGAAUGGACGAAUUUAGAUAAUAUCACAUUCUCAUUCGAUUGCAAGCGGCGCUCGGUGGGCUUCUAUGCGGACAUGGAGUACAAUUGUCAGAUAUUUCACAUGUGUGAUGAGGAGGGCAAUCGAAUACCACACUUGUGCGCCAAUGAGACAAGCUUUAAUCAGGAAUACAGAAUAUGUGAUUGGGACUACAAUUUCAACUGCACAGAGUCACCAAAAUGGUUCUAUUUGAACGAGCUGACAUAUGCCACAGAUCCGCCAGACGAGGAUGACGAGGACUACUAAAUGCAGUUAACUAAUUAUUUAUUGUCUUUUGAGUGAUGCGUAAAAACAAAAACAAACAAAACUAAUUACAUUGAAUGCAGCAAAUGGAAUAAAAAACGAGCGAACGCUAUUGCAGUUGAACAGCCAACAAUUUGAUAAAAAGCAGGCAGCUACAUUUUUGUUUAUAGUCUGUGAAAAAUUUCCAUGUGGUAAACUAAGUGAAUUUGUUGACAAUAUUUGUUGAGUUUCGUUUUAAUUUUUCUCGUAACCAUUGUGUGUGUAGUCUAAUUUCUGUUGUAAAUAAUGUAAAUAGAAGGCCAAACAAUAACGAACGUGGGUCAUCAAUAUUACUAUAUA
Molecule: messenger RNA, 1231 nt
Organism: Drosophila busckii
Lineage: Eukaryota; Metazoa; Arthropoda; Insecta; Diptera; Drosophilidae
Exons: 5
Coding region: 479-895 (138 amino acids)
Cellular component (GO): extracellular region
Molecular function (GO): chitin binding
Source: RefSeq, a predicted model, not a curated record